GAGACCCCUGGGCCCCCGGCGCCCCCUGCUGAUGAACGGAUCUCCGGACCCCCCGCCAGCAGCGACAGGCUAGCAAUCCUAGAAGACUAUGCGGACCCGUUUGAUGUUCAGGAGACUGGUGAAGGUUCAGCAGGAGCUUCAGGAGCCCCAGAGAAGGUCCCUGAAAAUGAUGGCUACAUGGAGCCCUAUGAGGCUCAAAAGAUGAUGGCCGAGAUCCGGGGCUCCAAGGAGACAGCAACUCAGCCCUUGCCUCUGUAUGACACACCCUAUGAGCCGGAGGAGGAUGGGGCCACCCCGGAAGGUGAGGGGGCCCCCUGGCCCCGGGAGUCCCGCCUGCCAGAGGAUGAUGAGAGGCCCCCCGAGGAGUAUGACCAGCCCUGGGAGUGGAAGAAGGAGCGGAUUUCCAAAGCCUUUGCAGUUGACAUUAAGGUCAUCAAAGACCUACCUUGGCCUCCACCUGUGGGACAGCUGGACAGCAGCCCCUCCCUGCCUGAUGGGGACAGGGACAUCUCCGGUCCAGCCUCACCCCUCCCUGAGCCCAGCCUGGAGGACAGCAGCGCCCAGUUUGAAGGAUCGGAGAAGAGCUGCCUGUCACCUGGCCGGGAGGAGAAGGGGCGGCUACCUCCCCGACUCUCUGCAGGGAACCCCAAGUCAGCCAAGCCCCUAAGCGUGGAGCCCAGCAGCCCCCUGGGGGAGUGGACAGAUCCAGCACUGCCUCUGGAAAACCAGGUCUGGUAUCACGGGGCCAUCAGCCGAACCGACGCCGAGAACCUGCUCCGGCUGUGCAAAGAGGCCAGCUACCUGGUACGCAACAGUGAGACCAGCAAGAAUGACUUCUCCCUGUCUCUCAAGAGCAGCCAGGGAUUCAUGCACAUGAAGCUGUCCCGGACCAAGGAACACAAGUAUGUGCUGGGCCAGAACAGCCCGCCCUUCAGCAGCGUCCCAGAAAUUGUGCACCACUAUGCCAGCCGCAAGCUACCCAUUAAGGGGGCCGAACACAUGUCCCUGCUCUACCCUGUGGCCAUCCGGACUCUUUAGAUGUGAAGCCAGGGCACUGUGAUAGACCUGUACCCAGCCCUGUGCCCAUCACCUGGCUGAGGGCUGUGGCGCUUGCCAGGGACAUGAUCUUUCAAACCUUUCUUCUCCAGGUAUCGAGCAGAAGCUGGAGAUUCCUUAACUUAUUCUAAAGGGAAAGGGCUCCUGGGGCCUUGGAGUAAGGGGUUGGCUGGAGCUGGGGAUAGAGGAAACCCUGGAGAGAAAGGAUAGCCCCUGGAGGAAGGGGGUUCUAGAGCUGCUGGGGUCGUAGGGAGUUUCAGAUUGGCAGCUCCGGCUCCUUUCCGACCUUAGGGCAGAGGUGGCGACCUCCACCACCACCAUCUUCUCCCCACUGGGUCCCUGCGAGGUGGAGCAGAAUUCGGCCCCAUGGGGCGCCUGACCAUCUCUCUGCCUCCGUUCCCGACUUCCACCCCAGACCGUCGGAAGGCUCCUCCCAGAGUCUGUUGGGAGGAGCAGCCGGCUUUGGGGGGUGGGGAGAUAAGGGGAGGGGCUCGGGCAGAGGGAACUGUGCAGUCCCCAGGCCGCCCCGGCUCCGGGCCAGAGGCAAUAAAUAAACCCGAUCCUGCCGGGCACAGCCGCGCCCGCGCCUCCGGCGCCGUCCCCGGGCUGACGGGGGAGGGAGCGGAGAAGAGAGCGCGGAUUCUGCUUAUAAAUCAGCUCUGGAGCAGACACAGCCCGGCUGUGAAAAGCA
Messenger RNA from Mandrillus leucophaeus (drill), 1747 nucleotides. RefSeq names its product Src homology 2 domain containing F (gene SHF). Gene Ontology annotation, molecular function: phosphotyrosine residue binding. The record is from RefSeq and is a predicted model, not a curated record. NCBI's taxonomy places the organism in Eukaryota, Metazoa, Chordata, Mammalia, Primates, Cercopithecidae. The coding region runs from base 178 to 1038 and encodes 286 amino acids. The transcript has 7 exons.